This is a messenger RNA of Camellia sinensis, 2378 nucleotides long. RefSeq lists its product as uncharacterized. Lineage: Eukaryota; Viridiplantae; Streptophyta; Magnoliopsida; Ericales; Theaceae. The record is from RefSeq and is a predicted model, not a curated record.
UAAAGCUUUGUAAACCCUAUUUUGAUUCCUCACGCCUCUCUCUUGCUCACCCCUAAUUGCUUCUAAACCCUUGAGAGCAAUUUCGUCAGAAUGAUUUCGAUUUGAAGCCUUGAAGCUCCACUGUCUCUCUCUCUCUCGAUUCAUCCUUUGUUCUCUGCGAUAUCGAUCUGAAGCUCUAGGAGAUUGCGAAGAGAGAAGAGGGGUUGGUUUCGAUCGCAGAGGAAUUGAUCUCAGGAGAGGCUGUGCUUGAUUUCUCAAAUUGGUCUCAGAGCGAUUUCAAUUUUGAGAUUCAUCCCAGAGCGAUUUCGAUUUGGAAGUACUCUCUCUCGAUUUUGAAGCUUCACCGUGAGUGUUACAAUAUUAUUCUUAACAGUAUAGAUGUUCAGUAUUCCAGAAAGAAGUUGAUAAUAUUUGCUCAGAAAUUAUUUCCAGGCGUCGCUGAAUUGCUCUCUUUGUUGAGCCCUCUCCCUUUGCUUACGUGUCCGAGUAUAAAACUCGAUUCCAGAAUUUUAUUAGAUAUCUAUGAGAAAUGGGAGAUGAGGUAAAUUCCAGAGGUUCUGAUAGUGUGGAAGUGAAUGAUUGUAGUAGAGGUGAUUACCCACCUCUAGUUGUGGACUUGUCUGAUAAUUCAGCCUCUGACUGUGCUGCUGUGGAAGAAAUUAGAGUGCCAACAAGGAGAUCUUUGAGGAAUCAAGAGGUACUUGGCACUCUAAUUUCUGAUAGAAUAGAUAGAACUGCUAAUAACACUAGAAAGAAUAUGGCAUGGAAGAGGAGAAAAAACCCGAUUCUUGAAGAGACUGCGGUGACUGAGGGUGCUUCCUUUUUUGAAGAACCUCCCACAUGGUCUAAACAUAAUGUUGAAACUACAGAUUUUGAAGAAGCCAGGGCUCUCAAAAUGGCGAAUUCAGUGGAGAUUCUAGCUACCAAGUCUGUGAAGUUGCAGAAUGAUCCCAUAGAGAAAGAAACUUUGUUUUCUGUUAAUCUGAGGUUGACUAAGAGAAUCCCCUUCAAGAUGAUAUUAGUAGGGUCAAUGAGGAUGAUUUAGCACUACACUCCAGCAAAAGAAGUACAGAAUUUGAGUCCAAUAAUUUGUUUUGAACCUGAGGAAGACUUGAAAGUGUCUAUGGAUGCAGGUGUCCCUCAAGCCACAUCAGGAGAUGAUUGCUACUCACUGCUAAACAUUCUGAGGACUUAGAUCUAGUGAAGGAAAGAAAGAGAUGAAGACCCCACCACAACAGGCAAAUACAUAGACUCAAGUUGUGUUGUGGCCCAUAAUGGAGUUGAUGAUGACAAAGCUUCUGUUUUUGCAAGGCAGAACUUACUAGAGUUUGAAGAUGGUGACAGCCCUGGUGAAUUAAAGAACCUGGUGUUGGUUGUUGAGGACUAUUUAGCUGAAUCUAAUGAAUGCAGUAGUUCAAUGAAAACCUCUGAAAAUGUAUAUGUGGAAGCUGGGAAAAUUAGCAUUGUUGAUCUCUCUGAGAUGGAAAGAAUCAGGCCCACUACAGAUUCUGGAUUGUCUGAGAGAGAAGUUGCAGACAGUGCCGGCAAUCCAGCUUUGAGCAGCAGUUAGAAAGUUUCUGAAGAUACUUACAUAAGAAGACAGGAAUCUAGCAGCAAUUCCUGUUCUGAAGAUACUUACAUAAGAAGAUAUUGACUUAACUAAAUGGUGAAUCUCAUGUACACCAAGGUGGCCUCAGCUCUGGUGCCAGAAGGAAGAGAGGCAACUGAAGUUGAUCAAGUCAACCUGUUUGAUGAUCAUGAACAAAAUAGUGAAUCUCAUGUACACCAAGGUGGCCUCAGCUCUGGUGCAGAAGGAAGGGAGGCAACUGAAGUUGAUCAAGUCGACCUGUUUGAUGAUCAUGGUUUGACAGUUUCCUCUCUUGUUCCUAUUGACUGCAAUGAAGACAGAGGCAAUGGUCCUGCUUCUUUGGACAAGUCUUUCGGGGAGGAUAAAUAUGUAGCAAAGGAGAAGGUUGUAGGUGGCAUGAUGGAUAAUCUUUCAAUUGACGCUACAGAUGGCUCCAACGUUGGAGAAAAUGUUUUUAGUGAACAAAAAUUUUCUGACACGCAACUGGUUGGCCAAGAUGUGCUGGAGGAAGAUGCCUUUGUGAGUGGCGUUGGUGGUUUGGCAUUAAACAAUUUGUAUCCAGUCUAUGAUUUUCGUGCAGUUCAAAUUAUCAACUCCAAGAGAAACUACAAGAAAAAUGUGCUAUAUAUUGUUAAUUACUGGUUCACUACAUUAACAUAUAAAACUAUGAGUAUACAAUAUCUUCAGUUUCAGAAAAUAUGAUUAGACUCUGUAGCAUUCUUAGUUUGUAAUAUCUUUUACAAAUCAAUUCUGCAUGUAUAUUGAGAAGUGCUGUAGCAUUCUUGGUAGG